AUGAGUGGUUUACGCAAUACCAUGAAGGGUGGCUGGCACCCUGAAGGUAAGGAAGGUGGAAAGGAAAGCUGGCGUGGUGAUUUCAAAGGUAUUAACCAAGUGGCUGGGUGGAUGGGGAAGGGCAAGGAAAGCGAAUCCUCUAGCUCUGGCUCUAAACAGACCUCCGAACCACAAGGGGGUAUCAGAGGUUCAGUGUCUGGGUGGAUGGGAAAGGGCAAGGAAGGUGACUCUUCCGUUUCUGGCUCUGGACAGGGGGGACUCAGGGGCCAAGUGGCUGGCUGGAUGGGAAAGGGCAACGAAUCCAACUCCAACCGCUCUGACCAUGUCUCGCAACCAUUGUCAUCCCUUAAAGACCCAUCUUCCUUUGGGCCCCCUCCCAAACAUAUCAAUUACCAUGGAGCAGCCGCGGUGCCAAAUCAGACAACACCCGACCGCCGGGGUGUAGGAGCUCCGCUGUCCCAAGAUCAAAUCAACGCCCAGAAUUCCCAUCGACAGCAAGCAGCCGAAGCAGACGAACAGUUCCAAAAGCCCGCCCCGCCUCCGGUACCGUAUCGCGUCAACACAAGCGGCCUAUCUACAGACAAUCUCCCUCCACCACCAGUGCGACGAUUAGACUCAGAAAGUUCCGCCUCAACAAGCUCGAUCUCGAAGUCAAAGCCACCAAAACCCCCGCCACGACUUCCUGCCCGCAAUGGAUCCCCCAGCUCCGACCCACCCCCCGCUUAUUCCUCCGCACCGGUGCUCUCCCACGAUUAUAUCAAUCAAGAUGCUACGUCUCGUCUAGCAAACGCCGGCAUCUCGGUUCCUGGAUUUGGGAUUGGUCAGGAGAAAUCUUCAUCGUCUGCACACACGCCUGUCAAUGAGCUACAGUCACGCUUCUCCCAGAUGAACACCUCGGGAUCUCCAUCGGCACCCACCCUGCCUGCUCAGGCGUCGACGAACAUCGACUCGCAGUCUGCAGGCAGCACAUCCUCUCUCCACAACUUCCGUGAGCGCCACGCAGAUAGCAUCGAUUCGGGAAAGCAGAAAUACGGUGAUUUCCGUGAGCGUCACGCCGACUCAAUCGAUUCAGGCAAACAGAAGUUGAGUGGUUACGCGUCGCGGCUCACUGGCUCUUCUCCAGCAGCGCCUAGCCCACCGGCCCGGCCCGCAUCGAAUACUUCUAUGAACUUGGAACCGGCCGAGCCCGCGCGGGGCACCUCCUCUGUGCAAGAUUUCCGCGAACGCCAUGCGGACAAGAUCGACAUGGGUAAAGAGAAGUGGAGUGGAGUCACAUCGCGCUUUAACACAUUUGUAGAGGACCGCAAGUUCUCCGCCGAAGCCAACAAACGGAUUCCACGUCCACCCCCACUUUCUCGUCCCAUCUCCAUGGCGCAGUCGAACUCUCCAGCGGCGUCACCCGCAGAGCCCGAUAUCCAGACCCAAGCCCAACGCAAGAAGGCCCCUCCGGCACCUCCGCCCAAGCGGGCUGAAUUUCGUGCAUCCCCGGUUGACGCUUCGUCGCCAUCAGUUCCGGGGCCUCCUCCCAUUCCCCAUAACACCAAGCCCCGCUAA
This is a messenger RNA of Penicillium expansum, 1554 nucleotides long. RefSeq lists its product as uncharacterized. NCBI's taxonomy places the organism in Eukaryota, Fungi, Ascomycota, Eurotiomycetes, Eurotiales, Aspergillaceae. The record is from RefSeq and is a predicted model, not a curated record. Bases 1 to 1554 code for a protein of 517 amino acids. The transcript has 4 exons.